Molecule: messenger RNA, 1062 nt
Organism: Eimeria acervulina
Lineage: Eukaryota; Apicomplexa; Conoidasida; Eucoccidiorida; Eimeriidae
Exons: 7
Coding region: 1-1062 (353 amino acids)
Source: RefSeq, a predicted model, not a curated record
AUGGCGGAGCUUCAGUCCGCGCUUGCCGCCAGGCAGCAGAAAGGCGAAGAAGAUCAAGUGUUUGAGGGGUACGGCAAAAGACGGUUUACCUUCAAGGAGGGCAAGAAAGAUUCCUCCUCUGAUCCAGCUAGAGUUCUUCACCUAAUACAAGUCCAAGGCGUUGAAUCACCCACGGAACCACUGGAUGAGGGGCACCACAGUGACCCCCAAGAGCACCCUCCGCUGCCACCGCAGCAACAGCAGCAGCAAGAGCAGCAGCAGCAAGAGCAGCAGCAGCAAGAGCAGCAGCAGCAAGAGCAGCUGCAGCAAGAGGAAAAACAGCAGCAACAAGAUGAGGAGCCCGCCGUGAGCCCGCCCGUCGCCUCCACAGAGGAAGGAAACAAUCGCCAGCAGCCACAGCCAAAGAAGCCCCUUCGCCUUGAACAUCGUUUUGACUGGAGCCAUCGAUAUCCGCUGCAUUUUGCGAAGGACCACAAGAGCCCAGAGGUGCAGGCGAAGGCACGAAUGCUGGAGAGGGAGUAUAACCUCCCCUCGCAGGUUUCUGUGCGCAUAGCACUUCUCUAUCAGUAUAAAGAAGAUGGGAUCGGGGAAAGGAUAGCGGAUGUGUAUUUGGAGGCGAUUACAAAACUUCAAGCGGGCGUGCAAUGCUCGAAGCUGUGUCAUAGUUCGUUGAAGGUGAAGAGGAAGCAAUUGCGUCUGAUGUACCCUGAAGGUGCUUUAUGUCUGAAAACCCUCGGCCUUUCUGGUUUCUUCUCUGGCUCUUCUCGCAUUGAUUUCCACACAUUAAAGGACUUGUACAUCGGCACCUCGCACUCUGUUGAAUUCAGAGAAGUGAACGCUAUGAUUAGGCCAUUGGGGCAAAUGCUGCAAGAGAGCCGCUGCUGCGUACUGGCAACCACGCUGCGAACAUACUCUCUUCUGAUGGAUCGCCCGUCAGACUUAGCUGCAUUAUGCGCAGUUGUUGAUGUCUCAACAGGCCGCCACGGCCCCGCAGUGUGGAAUACGGGGGGAGUCACCGAUGCGGUGUUUGCUACGGGCAUUCAGGCCAGGAGGAUGAACUAG